Molecule: messenger RNA, 1180 nt
Organism: Stylophora pistillata
Lineage: Eukaryota; Metazoa; Cnidaria; Anthozoa; Scleractinia; Pocilloporidae
Product: elastase-1
Biological process (GO): proteolysis
Molecular function (GO): serine-type endopeptidase activity
Source: RefSeq, a predicted model, not a curated record
CAGAAAUGAUACAGGACUAACCUAAAGGGUGUCAAGAUGAUCGCUUAUAUCUUCUUGGUCCUGGUUGUGUUUGAGCCGACUUUUUCUGAAGGAUGUGGAAUGCGCCCUCCUUUGGCCCGUGUGGUGAAUGGUCAAAAUGCCAGUCCCCACUCCUGGCCAUGGCAGAUUUCUCUUCGCGUGAGAGGUAGACACAUCUGUGGUGGAUCCCUUAUCAGGCCUGACUGGAUCCUAACUGCCGCACAUUGUGUGGACAGUAAUCCAUCGCCGAGUGCGUACACAGUUGUAGCGGGUGGUCAUAGGCGAACCGGAACUACGUCCGUUCAGCAGACUUUUCGAGUGAUAACCCUUCAUAAACACAGCGGUUUUUCCAUGCAGAAUCUAAAGCACGACAUAGCAGUUCUUCAGCUGGAAAGAAAUGUAGAGAUGAGUGAUAAAAUUACAACAGUUUGCCUCCCACAACAAGAUGCAAAUUUGAAUUCUGAGUGCUAUAUAACAGGGUGGGGCCGUACAUCUGGUGGCGGGGCAUUGCCAGAAAUACUCCAACAGGCCAAACUUCCACUGGUGUCCCAUGACGAUUGUAAAAUGAAGUACGGUGUGGUGGACAGGAGUGCUCACUUGUGUGCUGGAGCGGGACGUGCUGGUGCCUCAGGAGGGUGCAAUGGGGACAGCGGUGGUCCACUCGUGUGCAAUGAAGGUGGCAGGUGGUAUUUGCAUGGAGCUGUCAGUUUUGGAAAACGGGACUGUCCAACAACCCACUAUACAGUUUUCACAAGGAUCAAGAGCUACAAUUCGUGGAUAUUGGGGAAAAUAGGGGGAGGAGGCGGCGGGCCUAACCCCCCACCCCCACCCACAGGAACCGCACAGCCCCCACCUCCACCACCACCACCGACGCAAGCACCACCACCACCACCCAGUUGUGGGGACAAGUGGAAUGCGUGCAAAGCAAAUAAACAUUACUGCACAACGUCAACUGUGAUAAAAGAAUUAUGUCCAAAAACCUGCAAUGCAUGUAAGUAAUUCCAAAAAAACAAUAAACAAGAUAUUAAGAAAGAGCUCAGUAAUCAGAUAAACUUUGACUAAUUGCACUUAUUCUUCCAUUAAGAAAGGGGAACCAAAUCCUUCGCCUGAACUAAACAGAAUGUCCUCAGUAACACAGGCUUUUGAUUACUCUAUGUCGUCC